AUGAUGCACGGUUUAUUCGCAAAAGAUUUCACAGUAAAUCGUUUCAAACAGCUUUUCCAAACGGUUCGCAAUGCAUCUACGACACUGAAAACAUCAACAACGCAAAUUAAUCCAACGAUUACUUCGAUACCAAAUAAAUCGACGAAGAACGCGUUAAAUAAACCAGGUGGAACAAAUAUUGUUUUAAUUGAUGCAGUACGGACACCUUUUGUACAAUCUUCGAGUGUCUUCAAAAAUAUGAUUGCCAACGAUUUGUUACGAUUCGCUUUGCUUGGACUUGUUGAUAAGACAAAAAUUCCACUGACCGAAGUUGGUCAUAUCGUUUGUGGAACAGUUAUUCAAGAAUGCAAAACGAGUAAUAUCGCUCGAGAAGCUUCAUUAACUGCUGGAUUUCCAAAUUCUAUUCCUGCACAUACAGUAACGCUGGCAUGUAUUUCCUCAAACGUUGCUAUAACCGAUAUAAUGGGAAUGUUGGCAACUGGGUAUUGCCAAGUUGGUAUUGCAGGAGGUGUUGAAUAUCUUUCCGAUGUUCCUAUACGAUACAAUCGAAAGGCUCGUGCUGCGAUGUUAGCUUUUGGAAAAGCGAAAAGACUUGAUGCCCAGUUAUUGAUUGGAAAAGAUAUAUUCUUAAAUUUUUUUUCACCAGAGUUGCCUGCUGUGAGUGAAUAUACAUCAGGUGAAACAAUGGGUCAUAGUGGUGAUAGGCUUGCUGCAGCUUUUGGAGUUACGCGAGUCGAGCAAGAUGAAUUUGCUUUUCGUUCACAUUCACUUGCACAAAAAGCACAAGAUGAUGGCUUGCUUAAUGAUAUAAUACCUGUUUUUGUUCCCGGUAAAAAACCUCAAAUUAUUAAAUUCGAUAAUGGCAUAAGGAAUACUUCUAUGGAGAAACUUGCGAGCAUGAAACCAGCAUUCGUAAAACCCCAUGGAACCGUCACUGCAGGUAAUGCAUCAUUUUUAACUGAUGGCGCAUCGGCAGCUCUUAUUAUGACUGAGGAUUAUGCAUUAAAGAAUGGUUACAAACCAAAAGCUUAUCUGCGUGAUUUUCUGUAUGUGGCGCAGGAUCCAAAAGAUCAGCUUCUUCUUUCACCAGCUUAUGUUAUACCUAAGUUAUUAGAUAAAUGUGGGUUGACAUUAAAGGACAUCGAUGUUUUUGAGAUACACGAGGCUUUUGCAGGACAAAUUUUAGCGAAUUUAAAAGCUCUGGAUUCAGAAUACUUUUGCAAGGAGGUGAUGAAGCGUUCAAGCAAGUAUGGAUCGAUUCCAAUUGAAAAAUUAAACCUAUGGGGUGGUAGUUUGUCUAUAGGUCAUCCGUUUGGUGCAACUGGAAUACGUCUUGCAUCACAUACGGCCAAUCGUCUCAGACAUGAAAAUGGGCAAUUUGGUUUGAUUGCUGCUUGUGCUUCAGGAGGACAUGGAGUUGGAAUGCUUAUUGAGGCAUAUCCACAGUGA
Molecule: messenger RNA, 1449 nt
Organism: Dracunculus medinensis (Guinea worm)
Lineage: Eukaryota; Metazoa; Nematoda; Chromadorea; Rhabditida; Dracunculidae
Source: the annotation of a GenBank genome assembly